AGAAGAAGAAGAAGAAGAUGGGAAGCAGAACCCGACCCCGCCUCAGUUCUUCACCCCGCCGCGCGGCACCUACCUCCCCUGGUCCGGCGGCCCCCGCGUGUGCCCGGGCCAGAAGAUGUCCCAGGUAGAGUUCGUCACCGUCAUGGCCACGCUCUUCCGCAAGUGCACCGUCGAGCCGGUCCCGCGGGCGGGCGAGAGCGCGGACCGCGCGCGGCAGCGGCUGCUGGACCUGACGCGGGACAGCCAGCCCAUCCUCACGCUGCAGAUGAACCGGCCCGACGAGGUACGUCUGAGGUGGAAAAGGCGAUGAGGGGAGGAAAGGAAAAAAGUAAGGAAAAAAAGAAAAAGAAAAAGAAAAAGUCAAGUCGCGUCAGUGGAAUACGAAACCAUGUCGUCAGCUGGCCAGAGUAAACAUGAUAC
This is a messenger RNA of Colletotrichum navitas, 420 nucleotides long. RefSeq lists its product as uncharacterized. The coding region runs from base 116 to 310 and encodes 64 amino acids. The transcript has a single exon. The record is from RefSeq and is a predicted model, not a curated record. NCBI's taxonomy places the organism in Eukaryota, Fungi, Ascomycota, Sordariomycetes, Glomerellales, Glomerellaceae.